Molecule: messenger RNA, 1438 nt
Organism: Orbicella faveolata
Lineage: Eukaryota; Metazoa; Cnidaria; Anthozoa; Scleractinia; Merulinidae
Product: coadhesin-like
Source: RefSeq, a predicted model, not a curated record
AAGACUAUCCACUCAGUUGGAACAUUUUCGGAGACAAUAAUCAGGCUAAACUAAAGUCAUGAAGAUUCUUUUGGCUUCAGUUCUUUUUGCUUUUUAUACUUUGCAAGCUCAAGGCCAAAACAAGUUUGCAACAUGCGACCGAGCCUGGACAAAAAUCGGUUGUUUCAAAGACAGCAGCAAAAACCGAGUACUUGACGAAAUGCUCCUGAAUGACAGAGAUAAACACAGCAAAUAUCACGAACCGGGCUACCGUUUAAACUGGCACAAGUGGAAGGAAUCAACUCACAGCUUAGCCUGCCGAUGUGCUGAGAAAGCUCUUGCAAAAGGCUACACCGUCUUUGGUUUACAGUUUUAUGGUGAGUGUUGGAGUGGACAGAAUGCCGAGUUUAACUUUAACCGUGAAGGAGUAGCCGAGGAUGAAAAGUGCGUCAUGAAUCUUAACAAACCAACCGAGUGCGUCCAAUCAUCGAACCAGGAGUGUGUGGGCACGCAAUGGACUAACUACGUUUACAAACUGACGGAAAAUCCAGGUCCCCAAACCCCGGAUGUUGAUGGAAAUUACACCAACUGGUCUCAGUGGACAGAAUGCAGUAAGACCUGCGGCGGGGGAGAGAAGACGAGAGAGAGGUCUUGUACCAAUCCCCCCAGGCAGGGAAAUGGGCGGCCAUGUGAGGGUGAACCAGAGGAAUCAGUCAAAUGUAACGAAAAUCCGUGUGACGAUUGCCAAAAGGUAAUGGAUGUCGGCAUUGUACUGGACUCGUCCAGUAGCGUACGACGUGACAACUACGAACACGCGAAAGAUUUUUUAAUCAAGCUUGUUGAUAAGCUGCCGGUCUCGCACCGUAUGACACACCUGGCCGUCAUCCACUACAAUCACAGAGCCUACCUGGACUGGAACUUCAAAGGUGACGUGGCGGAGAAUGCCAAGCUUCUAAAGGCUGCCAUCGAAAACAUGAAGUACCAGCCGGGAGGGACUAGGACUGACAGAGCGUUGGAAGAGGCUAAGGAAGAAUUUUUGUCUCUUGAAAAAGGCGCUAGACCAAACGUCCCGCAUGUACUGCUAGUUAUCACUGAUGGGAAGACAAGCAAGAGGUCCAAAAAAUACCAGGACGUUCUGAAGCCAUUUGUGGAACAAAACGUUAAGAUUAUUGCUAUUGGUGUUGGUAUGUCAGUGGACAAGGCCGAGUUGUUAAAAAUCGCUAAUGGCAAAGAGGAUAACGUGGUUCAAGUGGCUGAGUUCAGCAAACUUAUCUCGAAGAUUCAAGAAAUUCUUAAACUCUCAUGCGCUUCCAGGAGGCUUAAUACAAAGUAAUACUGAAGCAGCAUGUGAAGAAAAGUUUGACCGGUUUUAGUUAAAAUGCAAGGGUCUAGACUUUAGAUACAUGGAACCAUGCCCUGCAAAGUUGUCAGAAAACAAUAAAACGCUGACAUGACUGAA